This is a messenger RNA of Laccaria bicolor S238N-H82, 1731 nucleotides long. RefSeq lists its product as uncharacterized. Lineage: Eukaryota; Fungi; Basidiomycota; Agaricomycetes; Agaricales; Hydnangiaceae. The record is from RefSeq and is a predicted model, not a curated record. Bases 1 to 1731 code for a protein of 576 amino acids. The transcript has 3 exons.
AUGUCUUCACAACAGGCAUUUGACCCAACAUUCGCGUCCAUCGUCGAAAUUUCAAGCUAUAUGCAACCAUGGCCGAUACUUUAUGAAAAUCAUCCCCUUGCUCAAUUUCAUGCAAAGUUUUGGGGCAAGAACAUGGCGGACGAGGAGAAGCAGUGGCUUGACGCUCAAAAGGCCAGUCCUGCAACGGGAAGUGAGUUUGGGUUACGGAAUCAGGUAGGAGAGGACGCCGUCGUUAACGAGAAGAUGGUAGUGGAUGUAACCAUGGAUGAGGCAACGACAAUGGAUCCAGAUGACGAUAUCAUUCCGGGUUGUUAUAUGCUCGACAUUGGCAUUGAUGGACUGAUUUCAAAACUGUGGAUCAGAGCUGAAUACAUUCGUGUUUUCAAUUCUGUUAACGCUCAUUAUGACGAACCCUCGUUCGUCGGUAAAGCACCCUGUGCAGUCGUCACAGGCCAACCAGGGAUCGGCAAGAGCGUAUGGGUCUAUUACGCUUUGCGCCGAUGCUUUGCCGAAAGGAGGCCGGUCAUUUGGUACUUCAAACAACGCUGCCACUUGUUUGUGGAGGAAGGUGUCUACGAGAUGCCUAACGACUUUCAGAGAGCCGAACUCAAAUCAUUCAUUUGGACCUUUGUCGAUUCCGAUGAGGACUCUGUGGGCAUUCCAGACUAUCUAGUCCCUCGCGGUACUCCACUUUUUGUCAUUUUCUCCACCUCUCCACGUCGUGCAAGGUGGUCGCGUUUACACAAGACGGUGAUGGCCCCGCUAGUUGCGAUCAUGAAUCCAUGGAAAAGGAAAGAGAUCUUACGAGCUGCAUCGAUAUACCCCCUAGGUCGCAUCAAUGAGUCUCGCACCAACGAAAUAUUCGACCAGCUUGGUCCUACCCCUCGCCUCUGUAUCGAAUAUCAACUAGACCCUAAUGCUCUGAGUUUGUACGAAAAGGACAUCUGCACUGCACUCUCGAAGGUCACGUCAAAAGACCUGGAAUUGUUGCUCGUCGCCGCUGGCAAUGGGGGCCUUGGGAUUGAUUCCAUGUUUGACACGAUUGCUCUCCUCACCCGCCAAUCAUUAGACGAUGCGUAUAGCCCAGGCAUGGCCACUCCCAUCACUCCUUACAUCCAAUCAAGACUCUCCUAUCAGUUCCGCAACCUGGAACGCAAGGAACUUUUGCGUCUCUACAAGACCUUUGCAAAGGUGCGUGAAGGUAGGAAGAUGGCUGGUGUUUUCUUCGAGGCCCUUGCACAGAGAAACCUUCAGGAGGGAAUCACACUCGAGGUCGUUCCGAUGGUCAAGUUGGAUGAAGCCCGAAAUGGAGUGCCUCAGUGGUGCUCCCGCCACGUAUCCACAAUCAAUUCAAAACCGGAGGAACAGCGUAUGGUGGCGUUGAACAUCGAUAUCGAUCCCAUCCGAACGGAAGAAUUCGCAGAAAACAAACGCCUGUCCCUUGCCCGCGAUGUCAUGUAUGUCCCGGAAGCGGACAACAAGGUGGCACUCAACUCGUUUAUCUGGCUCAAUGAGGGGCUUUUCAUCUUCCAGUUCACUACUGCAGAAGCCCAUGGUCUACUCGACUUCUUCAAAGAAUAUGUGGACCCAUUCCCGUCGAGCUGCAAAAUUUUAUUUAUUGUUGGACCCAAGCAGCAACUAACCUGUCCGCAACCACGAAAUGCCACCUUACGUGAGUUGGAUAUGUACUCUGCAGUAGUUGAUGUGGAGGCAGAAAUAUCUUACUGGUAG